UCUCUCCUACUAGUACCUACUUAUUAUUACUCAUGUAUCGCACCUCCCUUUCUCUCUAGUCUCUACGAGUCCAAAGCCAGGCCUUUUUGUACAUACAUCCUGAUCUCGUCCACCCUUUCUAGUUCCAUACGCGAAGAAGCUCAAUUUUGUGAAACAUCGUCAUUCUCCCAAGAAGAGCCAGACGACAAUGUUGGACAAGGAAGACAGGACGAGGAUGCUCCCCAAGAGCUCAAGCCAUAAGACGCUCCUGGCCGCCAUGGACGAGGAGCGGGCGACUAUGACUAACCGGCGUUUCCUCUCCAAGGACACAUCCUCCGUCUCCGACCCCUCCUUCCGCGUCUACUACGGCGUCGCCUCCGCGGGCUCCGUGCCGUUCGUGUGGGAGUCCGCGCCGGGCACUCCCAAGAACGCCAUCUCGAGCACCACCCUCCCGCCCCUCACCCCGCCGCCGUCCUACUACAACAGCAAAGGCGCUGCCAAGCAGACCAAGUUCACCAAGUCCCAGUCCUCCAAGAAGCUGCUCUCCUCCAAGCCGGCUAGCUUCGUGCAAAGCAUCCUCCCCAAGCUGCGCAGGAGCAAUACCAUGCCGUCGCGGUCACCGUCGUCGGCGCCGCCGUGCAAAGAGAGCGCGCAGGUGCAGUGCACCCGGAGCCGGAGAAACAGGCUUCCCGCGAGCCCCCGGUCGUCCUUCUCGUCCAACUCCAGGGGAGAUGACGAUGACGAUGGUGGUGCGGCGUCGUCGCCGACGUCCACCCUGUGCUUCCGAACGCGGCACUCCGGCGGGGGAACCGGCAGGCUGCACGGGCUUCUAGCGUCCGUGGUCGGAGGAGGGCAAGGUACCGCUGCCUCCUGAUUAAAUACAAGGUUAAUUUGCAUCUCUUCCGGUUCUUGGUCACAUCUCUAGAUCUUGGUGGUGUGCUACUAUGGUCUGCAGUGCGCGACUAGUCUUGUGCGCUUACCUUGACCUAAUUCGAUGAGGGUUUUGAACUUUAUUACAUGACAUGGAUAUGAACAAUAUAGUAGCGAGUGUCUAGUGCUUGUAGUAGGAUGAACCCAAAAUAUAUAGUUGUUUAUUAUUUGUUCAUGCUGAAGCAAAAAAUAAUGUGUUUUCUUUUA
Sorghum bicolor (sorghum) is the source of this 1116-nucleotide messenger RNA. RefSeq names its product putative protein TPRXL. The coding region runs from base 188 to 853 and encodes 221 amino acids. The record is from RefSeq and is a predicted model, not a curated record. The transcript has a single exon. Lineage: Eukaryota; Viridiplantae; Streptophyta; Magnoliopsida; Poales; Poaceae.